Cladophialophora immunda is the source of this 1436-nucleotide messenger RNA. RefSeq lists its product as uncharacterized. Gene Ontology annotation, cellular component: SNARE complex; endoplasmic reticulum. The transcript has a single exon. Bases 30 to 1223 code for a protein of 397 amino acids. The record is from RefSeq and is a predicted model, not a curated record. Lineage: Eukaryota; Fungi; Ascomycota; Eurotiomycetes; Chaetothyriales; Herpotrichiellaceae. Gene Ontology annotation, molecular function: SNAP receptor activity. Gene Ontology annotation, biological process: retrograde vesicle-mediated transport, Golgi to endoplasmic reticulum.
CAACCUCCCACUCCAAGUUGCCUGCAAAGAUGUCUCUCUCCCUGUCGCAGCGCCUGCAAGCCCUGGCAGACUCCUACAAAGAGGUCCUCUCCCAGAUUCAAGAGCUUCGCAAGUUUUCGGCCAGCUCAUAUUCCUCCGGCAAUCCAGAUGAACGACGCCUCGAGCUCGCUACAGAAAUCCAUGAUAGCCUCAAGGAACAAGAGGACAGAUUAGAAAUCCUGAGACAGGAAUUUGAAGACGGCGCUAUUCCGAGUCAUCGACGAGACCUCUCGAAUCGAGAAAGCGAGCGUGAAAGAAACGCGGAUUUGUUAGCGCGACUCUCAGAAGACUUGAAGAGCGCGCGGGCGAGUUUUCGAAAAGCACAACUUCAAGCGAAGAGGACUGCAGAUGCCGAAAAGCGGAAAGAGAGGGAACAAUUAUUUGCAGAUCGGAAACACGAUGGGAAGCAGCAAGCGCGAGGACGACCUACACACGAGAAGUUGACGCAGGAUGAACUAGCUCUUCGCGCCGCAGAAGACGUUACCAUUGCGCUUCGAAGGGUGCAUAAUCAACUCGAAGGAGAGCUCUCAGUCUCGCAGUUUGCUCAACAGACUUUAGAAGAAAGUCAACAGGCGCUGGACAGCUUGACGCACAGCUAUUCGGGGACCACGGAUUUAUUGAAGGCAAGCAGGGGAUUUGUGGGCCAGCUAGUGCGCAGCAACAAGUCGGACACUUGGUUCUUGAAAUCUUCUUUCUAUUUACUUGCUGCCACGAUAUGCUGGCUCUUCUACAGACGGAUCCUCUAUGGGCCGAUGAUGCUGUUUAUUUGGUGGCCAUUGCGGAUUAUGUGGUGGGCUACUUUGACAAGUUUGGGAGCUGUGGGACUGGGCGGCAGAUCCGAUGUUAUGACCUCGCCUGCUGCAAUGCCUUCUCUCACAGUAUCAAUGCCUGGCAUGAAUGCACGAGGAAUGCCUACACACAAAUCCAACAUUUAUUUCAAGAGCAUGGAACUGCCGGCGAAGGGGGCAGGGGGGAGAGGAUCACCACCGGACAUUCCGCAGCAGCAUUCGCCUGAAGAACCUACUGACAGUAUGAUUGAGAAGAUUGGAAAGAUGAUGGAAGAUGAGGGGACAAACGUGGACGACAUUACGGAUGAAGAAAGAAGGGCGCAACAAGAACAGCCCAGAAAUACCAAGAAGAGGAUGAUGGAAGUAGAUAUCCAACAAGCGAGGGACGAGUUAUGAGCUGACGCCAUAAUGAACUUAUUGUUGCUCAGACUCUAUCGGCUAUUCUUGUAUGUGUGCUCUUGUCUCGGACAUGAAAGCGGACCUCCUGACUUGUUCAGCCUUGUGUUAUUACGUUCAACCUGUUUUGCCAAGCCGUCGAACUCGUCCUCAGGAACACAUGCCAGGAAUUCCUCAUGAGAAAUCUACUGAUAGUACUUUCGCGAAAACCCC